AGCAGCGUUGCAGAGAGAGGAAAUGGCAAGAAACAAUAAUAAUCUUUCACUCUCCCUUGCGAAGGCUUUGAUAGCUCACUUGAGAUUCUCCGACAUAGCUAUGGCACUGUUGAGUUUCUUCCUCUUCAGCGCUUUAGUUCAGAAACUCACCAACAAGGGUCCCAUGCUAUGGCCUGUGAUGGGUAUCGUUCCUACCCUCUUCUUCCAUCUCCAUCACCUCUACGAUUGGGCAACCGAGUGUCUGAUCAAGUGCGGAGGUACUUUCCAUUACAGAGGAAUGUGGAUGGGUGGGGCACAUGGGAUUGUCACCGUCGAUCCAACCAACAUCGAAUACAUGCUCAAAACCCGGUUCAUCAACUUCCCCAAAGGUCAGUAUUACAGAGAAAGAUUCUCCGAUCUCCUCGGCGAUGGUAUCUUUAAUGCUGACGAUGACAAGUGGAAGGAGCAGAGACGUGCGGCCAACUCUGAGAUGCAUUCCACACGAUUCGUUGAGUACUCUCUACAAACAGUUCACGAUUUGGUACAUCAGAAGCUGCUUAAGCUUAUAGACGAACUCGUAGCGUCAAGAGAGACCGUCGAUCUCCAAGAGAUGCUUCUCCGGUUCACAUUCGAUAACAUUUGCACGGUCGCAUUCGGGGUGGACCCGGAUUGCUUGACGGUCCACCUACCAAAUAUCCCAUUCGCUAGCGCGUUUGAGCAAGCUACGGAGCUCACUCUAUGGAGGUUCACAGUGCCACCAUUUGUAUGGAAAACCACUAGGUUUUUCAGGGUUGGACGGGAGAGACGGCUUGAGAAGGCGGUUCGGAUAGUUCGUGAGUUUGCGGCGAAGACGGUUGCUGAUCGGAGAAUCGAAUGUCGAUUCACAGAUGGAUCUGACCUCUUGUCAAGGCUGAUGAAGGUUGAAGAGAAAUUCUCGGACGAAUUUCUUCAAGAUUUCUGCAUAAGUUUCAUCCUUGCUGGACGAGACACAAGCUCGGUCGCAUUAGCCUGGUUCUUCUGGCUCAUCCAUAACCACCCACAUGUAGAAAAUCGUAUUCUCGACGAGAUCAACCGAAUCAAAGGAGGAGGAGAAGUGGUGUUCACAAGGGAGGAAUUGAAGAAGAUGGUGUACCUGCAAGCGGCGCUUUCGGAGUCGCUGAGGCUUUACCCGGCGGUUCCGAUAGAUUUUAAGGAGGUUAGAGAAGACGAUGUUUUCCCAGAUGGGACAUUGGUGAGGAAGGGGGCGAGAGUACUUUACUGUAUCUUCUCAAUGGCACGUAUGGAGAGCAUAUGGGGAAAGGAUUGUACGGAAUUCAAGCCAGAGAGAUGGAUCAAUGGAGAUGGGGAAUUGGUUAUUGAGAACCAGUUUAAGUAUCCAGUGUUCAAUGGUGGACCUAGGUUAUGCAUUGGGAAGAAGUUUGCAUAUAUGCAGAUGAAGAUGGUGGCAGCUUCUGUUUUGCUGAGGUACUCAGUUGAGGUGGUUCAGGGACAAACAGUUGCUCCAAAGAUGACUACCACGCUUUACAUGAGGAAUGGGUUGUGGGUUACUUUCAAGCCCAGGCCCAGGCCCAGGACCAGGGUUGUAUCAUGUUGAUGAAUUCAUAUCU
Telopea speciosissima is the source of this 1586-nucleotide messenger RNA. RefSeq names its product cytochrome P450 86B1-like. Gene Ontology annotation, molecular function: heme binding; monooxygenase activity; iron ion binding. Bases 23 to 1573 code for a protein of 516 amino acids. Lineage: Eukaryota; Viridiplantae; Streptophyta; Magnoliopsida; Proteales; Proteaceae. The record is from RefSeq and is a predicted model, not a curated record. The transcript has 2 exons.